AUGCUCACGACCAGCUUCUACGCCUGCGCUCUACUGGCCGGCCAGUACGCAGCAGCAGUCUACAUUCCUUCCAGUGCGCUGGCGCCAGAGACCAUCCCCGUCACGCAGACAGUUGCCUCGAUAACACGCACUGCAAUCUUGUCUACUCACGAUAUCAAUGACCUCCCAACACCAACACCUACCUUCCAAACUCUGAUCAAGAAACGUUCUUGCAACAAAGGAGGCUUGCUCAUCGCGUGUCCGGAAGACGCUCCUGUGCUACCACAUUACACCUUGAACCCGAAGCCGGACCCAAAGGGCAAGGAUGGUUUGCUGGCUUUCGGCCGAAUUGGUCAGGACCUUUUCAAGAAUUUGACGUAUAAGCCACCGGUGUUUGAGGGGACUAAGACUAUGGGCCCGGCUGCUAAGCGGACACUUGCGGCUGCUUGA
Molecule: messenger RNA, 429 nt
Organism: Cercospora beticola
Lineage: Eukaryota; Fungi; Ascomycota; Dothideomycetes; Mycosphaerellales; Mycosphaerellaceae
Source: RefSeq, a predicted model, not a curated record